Porites evermanni is the source of this 1559-nucleotide messenger RNA. NCBI's taxonomy places the organism in Eukaryota, Metazoa, Cnidaria, Anthozoa, Scleractinia, Poritidae. The record is from the annotation of a GenBank genome assembly.
GAGUUCACUGAAGAAGAAAGAGCUGGUUUGGCAAAACAUAAUGAUUAUCGCCAAAUACACGAGGCUCCACCAAUGAAACUCAAUAGAGAGAUGUGUGACCAGGCUAAGGCCUACGCUGAGAGACUUGCUGCAAAGGGGACACUGCAGCAUUCGCCUAAGAGUGAGAGAAGUGGACAAGGAGAGAACCUUUCCAUGGGAUGCUCCACCAGAGGUCCACAGUCCAUGGAAACGGCUGUUACAAACUGGUGAGAGAUAAGCCCUAAGAGCGAUCAGCAUCAAAAUUCUCCUUGUGCUAUUAAUGUUUUAUAAAACAGAUCGGUGACGAGAAUGAAGGAAAUGAUCACAAUAGAUGAAUCUGGUUGAUUCCUCCAACCUUCUAUAGGAAACAUAUGUGGACAACAGAGGAUGUAAAUGCCUCAUUGAAUUCGACUUCACUGCCAUCCAAGUCCCAUUAGCUCCCUCGUCCUUCCUCCUUAUCUUCCCUUUUGCCAUCUUCCUAUUUUACAUGAGGAUCGCAAUGGGGUUAACCGUCUGCCGUCAAACGGCCUGAAAUUUUAAACUUCAGCCGUAGAAAAAGGUGAUUUUGUACAGUCAACCGUCAAAAAUGUAGAGUAAUAUUAACCGUCAAAAAAGUUUCAAGGUCAGUUUCAAAUCUCACCAUUUCAGCUGAUCUUCACGGCGUUCUGGCUCCUGAAGAAUUUCUAAACUUGAAAAACAAAUUCCUAUGUUCUCAAACAUUAACAGAUGUUAAAACUUGUGAUUAUAUUUCGAAAUUUUAUGAGUAAAAGGCCAUAACUCUCUUAAAAGGUCUACUAUUCAACCGUCAAAAUUGGAAAAAAUAACUGUCAAAGCUACUGCCCCAUUGAGACCCUCUUUUCUGGCCUGCGUGGUAAUUUCCGAUACCCGGGUAUUGAGCACUGACUGGUAGAUCAGCCAGGGCAAUAUGUCUGGACAUUGAAAAGUUCCAGGAAGUGACCAACUUUUUCUCCUUGAGAAAAAUAUAAAAAUUCAGGAAAUUCGGUUAGGCAUAAAUUCCCUUAAUUUUUCUGACUGACAUUACAUCACAAACUUACUUGUCGAUGAGCCUGUCUACGGUGGAACUAAGCAAAGCCCUGCACCUUGCUGUCUCUGUCAUAUUUAUGUUUCUCUUAAUUUUUAUUUUUUAUUUAAACAUACAUAUUUAAACGCGUUUUAGGUACAACGAGGUCUGUGAUCCUGGCUAUAAUUUCGCUAGCGGUGGAUUUUCAUCUGGCACAGGUCACUUCACCCAAGUGGUUUGGAAAGGAAGUACUGAGCUUGGCAUUGGGAGAGCUGAAUCUACCAAAGGAUCAAUGAAAUGUGCCUAUAUUGUGGGCAGAUACAAACCAGCAGGAAACAUGAUGGGUGACUUUCCAGAAAACGUAAAAAAGGGAAGUUUCGACAAAAGUCAUUGUAAUUCUAAUUUUGAUUCACCCUGGGCAAAAUUCGUCCAUCAGAAUAAGGAAGUUCCUUUUAACAGAAAUCGUGUUACUAAGGUCGAUGUUCCAGAAUAUAGUGAUAAUGUGACAUUGAGCUUCUGA